This is a messenger RNA of Elaeis guineensis (African oil palm), 990 nucleotides long. NCBI's taxonomy places the organism in Eukaryota, Viridiplantae, Streptophyta, Magnoliopsida, Arecales, Arecaceae. The record is from RefSeq and is a predicted model, not a curated record.
ACCGACCUCAAGUGCUUAAUAAAAGGACGCCAUUCUUCCCUACUCUUGCCAACACUACACUCUCUCAGAGGAACUUGAAGUAGCCGCCUUCCUUCCUUUUCUUUUAUGCUUGGAUGGAAGAAAUGCAGAGAAGCAAGCGAAGGCGGAUCUAUUCGCUCGAACCAAAUGCCACAAUAUACACCGGCUUUCCGCAUAAAUAUGUGAGUCAUCUGCUGCCAGCUCUCACUAAAGCCACUAGCCUUAUUUCUUGUGGUGGAAAUAACGAUGUGGACAUUGAGAAGAUGUUGAGGUUCGAAGUGGACAUGGCUCUGGUGCUCUCUGCCACCGGCUUCAAAUGGAGUCGUGCCCUGAAACGCAAGCUCGAGCAACGCAUGAACUCCAACCAACUUCAUCAACCCCCCACGGGCCGUUCGAGCAUCGUGAGAACGACGAGCAAACACCAGAUGCUCGACCAUCUUCUACCACCCCUGCCCAUUCCUCCACCUCUAGUUCUGACAGAGGAAACUAGGCCAAAAAGAACAAUAUGGCAGCGGAGGAGGAGUGACGACAAGCAGACCAGAGGAGAAAAGGAGUUCACCUACCGCACGAGGAUUCUGAGGGGGAUUUUGCCUGGUGGGAAUGAGAUGGAUCUGUGCGAGUUGCUUUCCGAAGUGGAGAGCUAUGUGGUUUGCCUACAAUUGCAGGUGACCAUCCUUAGGUCUCUCGUUGAUACCCCUUGACGCGCUUCAGUUUCAUGUGCUUGGUUUUUCAGCAGGCAAUAAGCUAUAUGGCACUCAUUGCCAGGACGCCAGAAUGUAGAUAGAGAGUUUAAAUUAUUGUGGGGAAAGAACCCAAUCGUCAAAUGUAAUGCUAGCUCGUGAGUUGAUGUAACUUGUUUUGUGAAAGAUCAUACCUUAAGGCGUGUGAAAUGGUCAUCAACAACAUGAGCUUGAGUAGUUGUGAUCAUUGCGUAGGUUUGGCAUUUGGUGGUAUGGGUCCUGUAACUAGGGA